CAGAACUCAAAUCGUAAACAAAGUGCAAAUGCCCAAGCUACAUGCUCAUCUUCGGUACUGGAAAGAAAAACAUGCUGAAGAAUUGAAAGUUAUUGUUACCUCUAUUAUUUUUUCACUUAUACACUUAGAAUAAUGGUUGAACCCGAAGUGAGAAGGGCUUCCGAUCCACGGGUUGCUAGGAAAUUACAUUUUGCUAUAAAAAAGACAUGUGAACAGAAGCAGGCGCCAAUUUGUGAACGUAUUUUUCGUGCACUGGCCAUAGACAAGGUCCAGAUAACCCGGUCGAGGCUUGAGAUGCAGCUAAAAAAUUCAGUUCAUGAUGGUGUUAUAUUAGAAAGCAACUCAUCUGCACAGCGUGGAAAGAGUAGCAAUGGCGAGGUGAAAGCCUCAUACAGAGUGCCCAGUCUGGAGAAUUUUUACGAGAACUAUGAAGAUGACGGACACGAUUGGUAUUGUUGGGUUUGUCAUCGAGAAGGAGAAGUUUUUCUAUGUUCACGUUGUCCUCGCGUUAUCCAUAAAAAAUGUGCUGAAGUCACUGUUGAAGAUAUUUCAGAAGAUUUUGUUUGCUACUGCUGCAAGGAUCUUGAAUCAACUAAGCAAUAUGGAAAAAAGGAACUACAGGAAUUGGCUACUAUGUUGGGUUUUACAGUUGAGCGCAUGAAAAGCAAGUGUGAGGAAUUGUGGACCAGUCCUACAGAAGAAGAAGAACCGACGUUCAAAUUAUUUAUUUACAAAGACACAAAUCUUAUCGAGCUUGAGAAGAAAGUUCGUAGACGAGAAUUUGACAGUCUUGCUAAAUUUCACUAUGAAAUCGAAUGGCUAUUUCACAAUGCCGUUAUAUUCUAUGGAGGUGAAAAUAAAAUCACAAACUUAGCUCGAAUGGUAGUUUUAGAUGGACAGAAUGAGUUAAGUCAAAUUGACAUCUGCUCCGAGUGCUACAUUCGUUCAAAUGAACGCAUGCAUGAUUGGUUCUGUUUGCCAUGUAAACCUCCACACCGAAUUGUUUAUGCGAAACUUGGAAGCGAUCCACCAUGGCCCGCAAAGUUGCUACGCGAAAAUGAAGAUAAUACAAUGGUCGACGUCAGAUUUUUUGGCGCACCAUACCAGAGGGCUUGGAUUCCGGUUCGUAAUAUUUGGUCGAUGGAAGAUAAGCCAGCUAACAAAAAGCGAUCGAAAGCAUUGGUGCAAUCAGAGAAUGAGUUAAAGUUAUACUUGCGUCUUUUGGCUAAAGCGAGAAAGCAAGCUAAGAAUACAAUAAGUAAUUCCGAUGAUACGGCAACUGAAGAAGAAAUUGACGACGAAGAGGAAGAAUCUUUUACUCACGUUCAAAGGAAGCGACAUAAAUACGACAAAGAAGACGAAGAUGACGAAGAACUAGCCGACGAAGAGGAGGAAGAAGAGAUGGAAGACGACGACGACGAUAACGAUAGUGUGACGGAGUACAAAUCAGCCAAGCGGAAAAAGAAAAAAGAUAAAAACAAAUCGAAAGAAGGGAAGAACAAGCGCGAUAGAGGUGACCAAAAAGUAAAACCGCGCAAGUUAAAAGCAGAGAAAAAAUUCCGAGAACUACAAGAAGCUAAACUGCUGGAAUAUAAAAAGCGGCAGCAAAGAAUUAAGUCUACCACCAGAGAAGUGAAAGUCUCGCUUAACAGAGCUGACAUAAAUGACAAUAUUAGUAGCCAUGAUGACAGUGCGGACAUGCAACUAGCGAAGCAAAUAAAAAUGACAGACGACUAUAAAAUGAUUGAAAAACUACAAGAACGUGUGCGACAGUUGGAAAAGUCGCUCGAUCAAGUAAAAAACGAAUACGAAAAUGCUCAGGCCGAACUUGAGUCCACCCGUGUUGAUUUAGCGGCAGAAAAACAAAAGAGCAAACGAUUACAAGAACAACUCGAUAAAGGUCAGGAAAUGAGUAUUGAGAAACUUAAAAGUGAUAUGCAAUUAAAGAAGCAGGAUGAUUUAGAUGCGGCGGUUGAAGAGGAAAGAAAAAGAAACGAGAUGGAAUUCCAAGUACGAUUAAAUGAAGCUCUUGUCGAUGAAAGACAACUUGCUGAAGCUAGAGUACAAGAGGCUGUAGAGAAAGAGCGGGCACAACUUGAAGGGAAAGCGAAAUCGAUAAGUCAACGCGAUCGUGAAGAAAUGCAACGCAACUUGGAGUUGUACAAAUCACAAGCGGAGAUAAAACACAACCACGCGAUAGAGGAGACCGUACGAAAGCUGAAGAUCGAAGCCGAAAUGACGAAACGGGCGUUGCAAGAAAACAUGAGGCGUGUACAGAUGGACACGGAACGUAUGGUAGCAGCUGCAAAGAAGAAAUCGUGGUGUUCCAACUGCACAAAAGAGGCUUUCUAUCAUUGUUGCUGGAACACGAACUAUUGUUCAAUUGAUUGCCAACGCAUCCAUUGGACUUCUCAUCGUUACCAGUGCACACGUGAAAUGAUGUCCACCUGUCGCUCGUGUCAGCAAAGACAAAAUUUUACAAGUAAUCUCGCUGGCCAGGUGCCUCCGAAAUAAUGUUUUUCUCUGAAAAACUACGAGUUUUUUUAACUAAAGUGUUGAAGUCCAUGGUAAAUGUGGUUUGUUACCACUAAGUGAUUUCACAGUGGCGUAAGAUGUAAAUUGUGAGAAAAUGUGUUGCUUCAUUUCAUUUCAAUAUGUACAGGUGUGAAAACAAACUGUCUGCGAAUGCGUUUACGCUCAACUUUUGCUAUCCAACGUAUCUUUAAAUCAUCCAGUUGUCUUCUUCUCUCGAUGAUUUAAACUGACAUAUUUUUUGUCUCGUUUAUUUACUGAUUUCCUUCUUGAUGUCUUAGUUGCUCUCCUCCACAUGUGCUGCUUUGUAUAGCGAAUUGUACAUUCUUUUAACGUGGUUAUUUUUGACUACAUAGUAUGUGAGUGUAUGUAUAUAUAAAUAUAUAUAUAUAUCUAUUUUUAGCAUAAUAAGUGUGACAGUUUAAUAUUAUUUUUAUUUCUCGUUACAUUUUAUUUAUUUAUUUUCUCAGCGCGUUCGUUAGUUGCCUGUAGUUUUUAGCAACUUUUAAUGAAAAGGGACUUCGCAGGCGACAACAACGGUGGAGUCACAAGACACGCCCCUCUCUUUUUGGUUAUUGAAGUACUGCAAUGUGAAAUUCGAGUGUGUUUUGAAUUUUGAAUUUUUUGCCUCACCCGGCAUACGAUGGGCGGUGGUUUGUAAUUUAAUUUUCCAUAUUUUUAAAAUAUUUGCUAUGAUAUUUUUAAAGCAAGUCUGUUUUUCUGACGAAAGAUAUCCGCAAACUUACUGCAGCCCUUCUUGCAUUUGGAUGUGACGUCAAAGAGAACUUUUCCAUCCCAACUGCAGCUUCUACUUUUAAUAGAAUGUGGCAAAGAGAAAAUAUUUCCGCCAUUUAUCUCGCAAGAUGUUUAGCUAUACGCGUUCUUGUUUACAAUCCACAUAUUUUUUCUUUCUUUUUUUUACUUAAAUUACCGGACCAGAAUUUCACAACGUUAUGUGGUUUUAUAUCUAAUUUUUUUAUUUAUUUAAUUCGUGUUUUCAAAUUAUAUAUAAAUAUUUAGUAACAAUUUUUUUUAUUCUAUGUAAGUGAUUUUUGUUCACGUGACAUUUUAUUCUCCUCACCAUUCCUCGCUCUUCAAACAUGUCCAACAUGUUUGUAGCAUUCUUUAUAAAAAAAAUUUUUUUUUCACCUUCGCGGUAAGCUGCAUAAAUUUUGCCCAAAUUAUACCACCAAUUUUCCCUAUAUCAAUUUUUUGUCGUCGUUUGUCCUAGGUCUUAGUUUUGUUUGGUGGGGUAUACAUUUAUUUAUUAACACAUAGUUUUAGAUGUAGUAUUCUUACUCCAAAGUUAUAUAAUAUGUUAACUGUAAUAUUGGAAGAUAGGUUUUAGAGUUAGUAGAACAUGCGUACAAAUGUAUAUAUAGUUUUAUUGUCAUA
This is a messenger RNA of Hydractinia symbiolongicarpus, 3927 nucleotides long. Its product is annotated as zinc finger MYND domain-containing protein 11-like. NCBI's taxonomy places the organism in Eukaryota, Metazoa, Cnidaria, Hydrozoa, Anthoathecata, Hydractiniidae. Gene Ontology annotation, molecular function: protein binding; transcription corepressor activity. The transcript has 13 exons. The coding region runs from base 133 to 2514 and encodes 793 amino acids. Gene Ontology annotation, biological process: regulation of transcription elongation by RNA polymerase II. The record is from RefSeq and is a predicted model, not a curated record.